Sycon ciliatum is the source of this 3171-nucleotide messenger RNA. RefSeq lists its product as uncharacterized. The transcript has a single exon. NCBI's taxonomy places the organism in Eukaryota, Metazoa, Porifera, Calcarea, Leucosolenida, Sycettidae. The record is from RefSeq and is a predicted model, not a curated record. The coding region runs from base 1 to 3171 and encodes 1056 amino acids.
AUGGACAUCGUUGGCCUCCAGGAGACGCUUUGGUUUGGCUCUCAUCAAUAUACUGUCGGAGAUUGCUUAGUUUUGACAAGUGGUCGCCCAACACCGACUGGGGAUGAGCCUGCUCGUCGUGGUGAAGGGGUUGCUGUCGUUUUGCGAGGCAGAUGCAGGGAGGCAUUUGAACGCGGAGGCUCUCGCUGGACGGCGGUCAGCUCCAGACUCCUGUCAUUGCAGGUAAAAUUCGUAUGUGGUCGGAAUCAGUCUGUGUCUUGCCUGCACUUCGCUGUGGCGUAUGCCCCCACGUUUGUCAGGCCCCGUGAGGAGAAAACUCAAUUCUACGCAGAUGUCCAGUCCUUCAUUGACAGUAUUCCCAGGAACGAUCAAUUCGUCCUUCUUGGUGACUUGAACGCCCGUGUUGGCAGUGCUGGUGCGGAUGGUGACUGGUCAAGUGUCAGAGGCCCUCAUGGUUUUGGUCGAAUGAACUCAGCUGGAGAGGAUUUGCUCAAUUUCUUGUCCAGAAAUGGUACCCUCAUAUGUAACACGUGGUUUCGGAAGAAUGAUGUUCAUAAGCAUACCUGGUUUCAUCCUCGAUACAAACAGCCUCACUGCAUUGACUACUGCAUCAUUCCUCAGAGCCGACGCUCCCAGUGUAUUGAUUGCCAAGUCAUCCGGUCUGCGGAAUGUGAUACCGAUCAUAAAUUCUUGGCUAUGAAAUUGCGCCUGGCAGAGAAUCCCUGUUUCCAUCGUACCCGUGCUGUCAUCAGAAAACCCAUUGCUGUGUCCAAGCUGUUGUGCAAGCCUGGCGGAGAUGACGAACCGGACACUCGUAAGGUCUUUCGCGACAUGCUGGAUGCAGAGUUGGAGGGAGCCUGGUCGCAUGAGCCAUCCUUGGAUGACUGGUGGACUACCAUCAAGACAACAACUAUCAAGGUUGCAGAGGAUUGCUUGGGCAGAGAGAGCCGUAGACAGCCGGAGUGGUUUCGGGAUAGUCAGGCAGAGCUUGAACCUUUCCUACUGGAGAGGGAUCGGCUGUUUGCUGUUUGGGUGUCUACACGCAAAGUCAGUGAUUGCAAUGCCUAUAAGUGUGCCCGCAGCUCCGCGCGGAGGGAAGUCAGACGCGUCAAGCAGGAAUGGCUACUCAACAAGGCCCAGGAUUGCAAACGUUUCAGCCUCACGUCCAAGGGUGGCUGGGAGUGCAUCAGACACAUCCAGGCUGCGUUUCAGGGACUAAAACCGAAGGUCACAACAGCGAUCAAGAAUUCAAUGGGACAGGUUUGUGACACCCCCGAGGCCACGAACAUGCGGUGGCGGGAGCACUUUGGGAGAGUUCUCAAUAUCGUCAGCGACUUUGACGUGGAAACCCUCGACUCUAUUGACCAGCGUCCGGUCUUGGGGGAGCUUGCGGAUGUUCCCGACCGUGUGGAGAUUCGUAAGGCCAUGCAAGCACUGAAGAACGGCAAAGCUUGUGGUAGCUCUGAAGUCUUUGCCGAGAUGCUGAAGUAUGGUGGUCCUGUUCUACUGGGUAAGCUGCAGGCAUUGCUGGAGGAGGUAUGGCGAGCUGGUCGAGUACCGCAGGAUUGGGUGGAUGCCAUCCUGGUCCCUAUCCCCAAGAAGGGUGAUCUGAGUCUGACUGAUAACUGGCGCGGGAUUGCCCUUCUCGACGUGGUUGGCAAGCUUGCUGCACGGCUUAUAGCGGACCGUCUGCAGCGUGUUGGGGAACAGUAUCUGCCUGAUUCUCAGUGCGGUUUUCGCAGAGGCAGGGGCUGCUCGGAUAUGGUAUUCUCUGUUCGGCAAGUCGCGGAGAAGUUGCAUGAGCAUUCUUCCAAGGGAUUCGCAGUAUUCAUUGACCUCCGAAAGGCCUAUGACUCGGUGCCGCGGGCCGCCUUGUGGAGGGUGCUUGCAAAGCUUGGCGUACCAGAGGUGCUGGUUUCCGUAAUUCGAUCGUUCCAUGUCGACAUGUCAGCAUCUAUACGCAUUGGUGGCGAGCUGUUGGAGCCGAUUGCGGUGGGGAACGGACUGCGUCAAGGAUGCACCAUGGCCCCGAUUCUUUUCAAUUUGUACAUGCUUGCUGUUGUCGAGAAAUGGCAUGAAGCAAUAGCUGGUGACGACGAGAUUGGACUAUCAAUUUGUCAGUUUCGUCAGGACAGACUGUUCAACACGCGUCUCCGAGCAUACACCAGGGCUCCACUAACGGAAUGCCAGUUUGCGGACGACUCUGCACUUCUUGCCAAGACUCACCCCGGUGCAGAGAGAGCACUCGCUGGGUUUGAGACUACUGCUUCUGCCUUUGGGCUCAAGGUUAACAUGGCCAAGACAAAGUUCAUGGCUAUUGGGACUGGGGUGGUGAACGAGGACAUGGCACCUUUAAACGGCACGGUGGAGCACGUGCACUCCUUUCGUUAUCUUGGAUGCCAUGUGACACCGGAUGCCAGGUGUACCUAUGAUGUGUCGCGUAGAAUUGCUGCUGCAUCGGGCGCUUUCCACAGUUUGAAGGAUGCAGUGUUCUACAACUCGGACUUCACCAUCGGCAUCAGGCGUGUAGUCUAUGGCGUCACUGUUAUGGCUGUCCUCCUGUAUGGUUCUGAGACUUGGACAACACGGCAAAGGGACCUGCAGCGGCUUGACGUGUUUCACCAUCAGUGCUUGAGGAUGAUCUUGCACAUCGGUCGUGCACGCCAGAUUGAUGAGCACAUCUCCAAUUUGCAGGUGCGGAAAUGGUGGGGCGACUUGGAGCAGCCGGCUGACAAGAUUCGCAGGCGGCGGCUGCAGUGGCUGGGCCAUAUGGCACGUAUGCCGAGGGGCGACCGCAUCCCUCGUCAGCUGUUGUUUGGCUCCUUGCCAUCGAAGCGCCCACCCCAUGGUCCGAGGAAGCGAUGGAAGGACGUGGUGCGGACCGACCUGGCGGCAAUUGGCAUUGAGCCCAAUUCCUGGCUCGACGUGGCAAGUAAUCGCCGUGAGUGGAAGUCCCAGUGCCUUGAUGGGGUGGAUCGUAUUGUACUUGCCCGUCAAGAGCCUGUCGACAAGCCUCUGCUUUGCGGUGUGUGCAACCGCAGUUUCCGCCGCCGUCAGGAUAUCGCACGGCAUCGUUGUACAUCGCGGCGUUCAAUAGCAAUUAUAACCCGUGGGAAUGCGCCGUCACGUCAGUCGUCGGGUCCUGGUGCCGCUUCCCGGAGACAGCGCUAA